AUGCACCUGAUUCAUAAAGGCGCGGGGUUCGGUGCUCCCUCCCGCUUUUACGGCGCUGUCACUCUUCAGAAGGGCACUGACGGCGACAGCGACGGCGGCAGCGGCGGCAACUGCAGCUCGGCGGGCAGCCCUGGCUCCUGCAGGUCCUUCCCUCCAGUCUCUGAAGAGCCUCUCGCUCGGGGUUCGCAACGCGAGGCGGGCGCGCAGCUGUUCUCAGCUCGCAUUGGACCAGAGGGAGCAGAUGUUAUCCGGUUGCUAGGAGCGUUGCUAGGAGGCGAUGACGCCCCUCCACAGCUCGGGAGCAACUUUCCUGCAGGUCGGUGCGCUGGUGGGGGCUGCUGGGAGGAAGGUUUAAGAGCAGGAACCAGGAAAGCGGCGAACAAAGAGCCCCAGAUAGAGGGUCCUGUGCUCGCCUGA
This is a messenger RNA of Rangifer tarandus platyrhynchus (Svalbard reindeer), 417 nucleotides long. Lineage: Eukaryota; Metazoa; Chordata; Mammalia; Artiodactyla; Cervidae. The record is from the annotation of a GenBank genome assembly.